AUGACGCAUAAAAGCAAUGCAAAACAACAAAAAAUUAGUGACCCCAAGUUCGUUCCAUACGUCACUCUUAAAGCCCCAAAGGAAGCUAUUAUUUCUACACCAGCUCCUUCGUCUUCUUCAACCUUAACUUCUGUCCUUACCAACUUAGAUUUAGAAAUUGUUCAAGAAGUUUUUGAUACGUCAAAACUUUUGGACCCUAAUAUGGAAGAAGACCUAAAAGAUUUUACAGUUGUUACCAAAGCUACUCCCUUUGCAGCUGCUACUCAUAUUAAGUUUACACCCAAAGAAAAGAACAACAGCAAAAUUAUUCUCGCUAUCAAUAAUACUGCCGCAGCCUUACACGUGAUUAUUCCUGAUCUUAAGAUCGACAUUUUCUGUGAUUUCUCCCAAUACAAGGCUGAUAUGCAAUUCAACGAGAAAACUAUCCACGUUACUGAUAUUACACUACAAAUGAAGCCUGCAAAUAUCAAACAAGUUUUUGCCAAAUAUGGAUCUAUUACCAAUUUUAAAAUGACAGUAAGAGGUAUGUGGCAACAUGCCUACAUUACUUACAAAAACCCUAAAUGCAUUGAGCUAUGUCAUUAA
This is a messenger RNA of Funneliformis geosporum, 585 nucleotides long. Lineage: Eukaryota; Fungi; Glomeromycota; Glomeromycetes; Glomerales; Glomeraceae. The record is from the annotation of a GenBank genome assembly.